GGUGAGCGCUCAGACUCGACCGGAGAACAGCAUGCUGGAGGAGGAUAUAGCGUUUGACCAGGCCUCUAGGAUGGCUCCAGCAAUCACAGAGGAAACUACCUUACAGCUUGAGGAGAUUAUCAAACAAAGAAUCAAAGAUCAGGUGUGGGAUGAUGUGGUAAGGAAAGAGAAGCCUAAAGAGGAGGUGUUUGAGUAUAAGAAGAGACUCACUCUGGACCAUGAGAAGAGCAAACUGAGUCUUGCCGAAGUUUAUGAGCAAGAAUAUAUCAAACAGACACAGGUGAGUCCU
Sinocyclocheilus rhinocerous is the source of this 289-nucleotide messenger RNA. Its product is annotated as U3 small nucleolar ribonucleoprotein protein MPP10-like. The record is from RefSeq and is a predicted model, not a curated record. The transcript is spliced from 3 exons. The annotation marks the transcript as partial. Gene Ontology annotation, biological process: rRNA processing. Gene Ontology annotation, cellular component: small-subunit processome; sno(s)RNA-containing ribonucleoprotein complex; Mpp10 complex. Lineage: Eukaryota; Metazoa; Chordata; Actinopteri; Cypriniformes; Cyprinidae.